GCCUGUUGAAUUGUAAAAUGGCCGUUUAAAAGGACCUGAGAAUCAGAACCUUUACCUUCUCUCCACAUAUAUAUAUAUACCCACUCACCUUCUUCGCUAAUGCCUUACUUUUUCACGGUCACCGAACGGCGAAUUUGACGAAAAUUUGACUUUCAAAGUUGAAUCUUGAAGUAACAUGCUGACGUUGUCGUUGGUCUGACUGAUAGCUGCCUGCCUACGUAUUGUAUGCUGUGUUUGUAAGUAAGCAUGGGUUCCGCUUGCUGUGUUGCUGCCAAAGAUAGAGCUGUUAUUAACGGAUCAAGCUGUGGAGAUUUGCAGACGAAUAUCCGCCACUCGCCUACAUGGAGCUUUCGGUGGGAUAAUCGGGGACGAGUGGCUGGGGAGGACACGUCAGUGAAUUGGUCUUCUGAUGGAAUUGGUGGCAAUGACGGAUUAGAAUUUAAAUCUGGAACAACUGUAGGAACAGUAUAUGCAUCUGAAGAGGGUAGUCCAUUGAAUAGUUUCAGAUCACUUGCAUGGCAGAAGUCACCAGUUUCUGAUGGAAAUAAUCGGAACUUCUCACUUCCUUUAUUGGAUCCCUUGGCUGAGAGGAAUUCCACUGAGGUUAAAGAACUAGCUGGUUCAUCAGCACUUUCAUUCCCCUCUCCUGUAAAGCUAUCUCCAUCUGCUCCCUCCGUUUCAUCUUUAUCCACAUCUCCUUUAUCAUCGCGUAGCCCGCUGCUUCCUUCUAGCUCUACUCCUUGUUUUCCUCACCAUUCCUCAAAGCACCGUCUGGGACGGCAAUUUCCUGAUAGCCGUGUACCAGGGCUGAAGUCACCUAGAUUUUCAAUUUCCGAAGAAUCAUCUUCCUUUGUGCUCCCUGGUUGGGGUAAUGAAUCAACUAGGGGCUCUCAUGGUGGAUCAUCAGAUGGUUGGUCAGUUCCUGCCUUUGCUGACCUGGCUAAUCAUCGUAGAGACAGGUGGUCAUUUGAUAGUGAAUCCUUUGGGUUCCAUCGUGAAAGGGCUGCUAGCCGAAGUUCUGGUUCAUCUUCGUUUGAUCUCCAAACCUGUGGCAUAUGUGCGAAGCUAUUGAAUGAACUUGUUGUUGCUGUUCUAGUUUGCGGCCAUGUUUUCCAUGCUGAGUGCUUGGAGAAUAUGACAUCUGAAAUAAACAAGUAUGAUCCAGCUUGUCCUGUUUGUACUUUUGGGGAGAAGCAGGCAUUGAAGAUAUACGAAAAAGCAAAAGCUAAGAUGGAUCUGAAAGCUAGAAAGAGAUUCGGGAACCGGAUUGUUGACAGUGAUAUUAGUGCCAAUCUUGCUCGGUUUGAGCGUCAGAAAAGUAGUGCUCAUGACGGAGGGUGUCCCAGGAUAAGCUCCAGUUCCAGUAUGAAGAGCUCUUUAAAGAAGCCCUUCUUACGGCAUUAUUUCUCCUUUGGUUCAAAGGGGUCAAGAUCCUACUCUGAGAGUCUUUCAACUCGUAAAAGGGGGUAUUUCUGGAGAAAAUCUAACAAGGAAUAGUUUUCUUUAUGGACAUAAAACGUAAGGAAAUUCCUUCAGACGUUUCACCCAGUAAUAUUGUAAAGAUCCCUUCUCGUUUACGUCCUCGGUUUGCAGUGGAUUUCUGAUAGAUUUUACUCCCAAACCCCAACCUCUUAACAAAUGGUUUACAUUGCGUUAAUAUCUGCAGAUGACAUGGGUAAGCUCUCUCAGCUACCUUUUUGGAUAACAGAGAGUCGUGGACAGCAGUCAUGUUCUUGAUGGUGGAAAUGCAUUCACAGGCAGUUUUAGGAUACUUUCUGAAGUAUACACUGUAAAAAAAUGGGAACAAUACAAGUUGGAUGAUUAAUUUGUUAUAUAGGAAAGGAGAAGAGUGCAAAUUUGAAAGUAGAAGUUCUUUCAGUAUAUGUUCUCUUGGGUUUCUUUCAUGUCAAGGCCAUGAAAACUUGUCCUGAAGAUUUUAUAUGCUUAAAAGUGCUCAUCUCAAUUCUCCAUACAGGAGCAGA
This is a messenger RNA of Lycium barbarum (goji berry), 1982 nucleotides long. RefSeq lists its product as uncharacterized. Lineage: Eukaryota; Viridiplantae; Streptophyta; Magnoliopsida; Solanales; Solanaceae. The record is from RefSeq and is a predicted model, not a curated record. The coding region runs from base 247 to 1497 and encodes 416 amino acids. The transcript has 4 exons.